Molecule: messenger RNA, 2672 nt
Organism: Hypomesus transpacificus
Lineage: Eukaryota; Metazoa; Chordata; Actinopteri; Osmeriformes; Osmeridae
Gene: slc52a3-2a
Product: riboflavin transporter 2
Exons: 4
Coding region: 86-1438 (450 amino acids)
Biological process (GO): riboflavin transport
Cellular component (GO): plasma membrane
Molecular function (GO): riboflavin transmembrane transporter activity
Source: RefSeq, a predicted model, not a curated record
GCAGUUAAGACACAGGACUUUGGCUUCUCUGCAGCCCCGCUGGACCUAAUACACGUCUGUACUGGUGUCCCUGUCCUGGUCCAGCAUGGUUCUUGUCACCCACGUUCUGGCAUGCCUGUUCGGCAUGGGCUCCUGGGUGUCCAUCAACGGGUUGUGGGUGGAGCUCCCCCUCCUGGUCCCUCAGAUCCCCGAGGGCUGGUACCUGCCCUCCUACCUGUCCGUCAUCAUCCAGCUGGCCAACGUGGGGCCGCUGUUCGUCACCCUCAUGCACCGCUUCCGCCCCGGCGUGCUCAGCGAGACCCUGGUCAUCUACCUGAUCUUGGGGCUGGGUGCGGUGGCCAGCUUCCUGCUGGUGUUCUUCUGGGCCGAGGUGACGGUGGUGGGCGGUGUCCCUCGCAGCCUGGCCCUCCUGCUCCUCACCUUCUUCCUGUCCCUGGUGGACUGCACCUCCUCCGUCACCUUCCUGCCCUUCAUGAUGCGCUUCCCCUCUCAGUACCUCACCACCUACUAUGUGGGGGAAGGCAUGAGCGGGUUGCUCCCCGCCCUGGUGGCUCUGGUCCAGGGGGUCGGAGUGCUCCACUGUGUCAACAGCACACAGACCUUCAACCAGACCCUCACCGGCUCCCUCAAGGCUGGCAUCCAGCUUCACACACUCCAGGCGCAGUAUCAGCCUUCACACUUCUCAACGGAGGUCUUCUUUGGCUUCCUGAGCGCCAUGAUGGUGGUGUGCCUUGUGGCCUUCCUCCUGCUGAACUAUCACCCUGCUGUGACCCGAGAGCGAUCCAACCCCCGCUACUCCAGGCCUGGGGGGGUGGAGAGGAGAGACCCAGCGAUCGGCCAGACCAGCCGGACUGAGCAGAAGCCCAUGAUCAACCCCAGUUUGAAGCCAAAGAGCAGCUUUGGUACCGGGCUGUACAGCUGGAUGCAGGUGGUGUACAUCUUCAUCCUCCUGGCCUGGGUCAAUGCCCUGACUAACGUAGUGCUGCCCUCCGUGCAGUCCUACUCCUGCCUGCCCUACGGGAACAGUGCCUACCACCUGUCGGCCAGUAUGGCUGCUAUGGCCAACCCUCUGGCCUGUUUCCUUGCUAUGUUCUUCCCCUUAAGAUCUCUGUUGCUGAUGGGUGUCCUCAACGCCCUGGGCAGUGGGGUUGGAGGUUACAUCCUGGCCAUGGCUGUGCUGAGCCCCUGCCCUGUGCUGCUGGACGGACCCCUGGGAGCCAGCCUCAUGGUUGGUGCCUGGACCAUCUUUAUACUCAGUUUGUCGUAUGUGAAGGUGAUCAUUGCAGUGAUCCUGCGAGACGAAGGUCACAGCGCCCUUGUGUGGUGUGGAGCAGUAGUGCAGCUGGGAUCGUUCAUAGGGGCCAUCGUCAUGUUCCCAUUGGUCAGCGUGUAUGAUUUCUUUGCAUCUGGAGACCCUUGUAAUAUAAACUGCCCUUGAUUAAAGUUCAAUUUAAUGUUAUUUUUUUAUUCUAUUGAUACCCAAGUGAAUCACUUUCAAAGUUUCACUGGAGACUCAAUAGACUUGGAGGGAAAGAUUAGCACGUGACAACAGUGACAACCACGUUAUCAAGGUUUGAUGAAAAGGACAAGAGACUAAUCACUAUUUGUUCUCAACUGACAUUCUUAUUUUUUGAUGAUUAACAUGAAGCUGUUUUGAACAGUAGAAUUAUAAACAUUUGCGAUCAUGGGCUCUUCAUUCUCAUUAAACACAGACACAAACAUCUGUACAUUGUCAUUGCAGUAAUAAUUUUUCAGUUGUUUGGCUUGAUAUUGUUUAGUCAUGUUACCAUCAUGAGAAGUGAGCUAAUCAUUGUUUAUGACUACUGCAGGUUUUAAUACCAGAACUUAUCCUAAUGAAAAUGUUUUGAUAUCAGAAUGAGUUUUUAUUACAUUUGCAUGUAAUUUAAGUGUGUAAAAAUAUACCCGAGGGAACAACACAAGCUGUUAUUUGGAUGCAAUCAAUCUCAGUUUCAGUUACUUAACAUUCUAACGUGUAAAUUUUUUAAUAAAGUACAGAAAACGAUCUCCUGCAAUCAUACACAACCACUAGAUGUCAGUAUACACAAUGACAUCAACAAUUCCUUCUGAUUCCAUCCUCAUGUUAAAUUUGGUGAAGCUGAAUACAUUUGAACCAGCUGUCAAAAAGGACAAUUACUUUUUGAAGAAAAAACUGAGAUGACCUUUAUGAUCCCAACUGAUCAUUCAUCCAAAAUAACAGCUGCUGAAGAGGGUGUUGGGACGUGACUGGGAGGGUCAGACUAACUGCGGGGUGAUUUCAUCCUGCUCCUGUAAAACGAACAGUGAUUGGUCCUUCAAUCACUCUGGGCUAUAAAUGACCUUCAGUUAAAAGGAUUACUUCUAAUCAAGUUGAGAAGGGGACCAAACAGAAGUUAAAGCUUGUCCUUACAAGUUCAAGUGGGAUGCAUUAAAUAGGCCAUCUUUAAAGUUCAGUAGAGCUCAAGCUAUAAUUUGUGUAAUUUAUAUUAUUAACUUUAAUUCAUGGGAGGUUUCUCAUUUAGCUAAAUCAUUUUAAAGGAGGCCUGCACACCAGAAAACCUGUUAUAUAUAAAUAACUCACAAUUUGUUUAUAUCAGUGUUUCAUUGUCUACUUUCUAACAUAAAAAACAUGACACUGAUAGGGUGUCCAACCACACCAACUGCCAUGUAGUACG